Molecule: messenger RNA, 2628 nt
Organism: Colletotrichum karsti
Lineage: Eukaryota; Fungi; Ascomycota; Sordariomycetes; Glomerellales; Glomerellaceae
Exons: 2
Coding region: 1-2628 (875 amino acids)
Biological process (GO): peroxisome inheritance
Cellular component (GO): extrinsic component of intraperoxisomal membrane
Source: RefSeq, a predicted model, not a curated record
AUGGAGUCCCUCCGCACUAAUUAUCCGGCCCCUCGCCGUGUCGCGACAGCUCCGAUACCGACGCCAGCUCCAGCCCCACGAUCGACUUCAGCAGGCGGCCUCGUCGAGACACUUUACAAUCAUCCAAAUGUCAAGAUCGUGGCAUUCUCCGCUGCCUCUAGAGGUCGCGCCCGGAGUCCCGGCCGUGGCCCCGCUGACGAGCCUGGCACCUUGUCCGCCUACUCGCAGUUGGAAAGGACAAUCGCCGUAGGUCCCUUUCGGAUAUACCGCACGGGUUCUGUAGCUUUUCUGAAUUGCGGCUCCGCCCUGCAGCCUAUGCUCCCCAAAAGCCAGUGCUGGGCCCUCGAAGAGGAUUCGAGCAAGUUCGUCUUGCAAAUACGUCGGCCGAACUACUGGAGGAUAGAGAUUCCUGUGACAAAUCCCACCGAGCAGGAGCUCGCCGCGGCAUUCAAAGUGGUCUUGGACCAGAUUCUGCAGUUUGAGAAGACCGAAUGCCCCUUCAGAAGAUCGUUCACCAUUCUGCUCCCCGAAAAGCCCAACACACCAGUCAAGAAGCGGCCGUGGACACCUCCCGUGAAACGCGCUCUUCCCGUCCUUUCUACGCCUACUCACGAGAUAUCGCCAACACAACCAAGGGCGCUCACACCCAAAACGCCGAAGAGGAGGGCAUCGACAUCUCUCAGCUUAAGGGGUCGCGCCGAGCAACGCCGCUUUUCCGUCAUUGGAACCGAAUUCCAGUCAAGCUCGGAGUCGAGAGACACCAGCAUUGACACCUCCCCGUCUUUCGACCCUCCACGAGAACAGAGACCCAUCAACGACUUGGCAAUUGCAGAAGAAAAGACAGAGACGGAGGGUCCUACAUCAGAAAGCGCUGUCAACGCUCAGCCAUUACUUGACUCACCUCAGGUGCCGUUCGAUGAGGGCGAGGCUGGCGAUGCCGGCAGCUUUGAGGCAGCCGCCUCUGUGGAUGAAGUGGACGAACCAUGUCAUGUGGACGUCGCCCUGCCGAAGAGAGCGGAGCCGAAGAAUGUCGAGCUCGCGGCUGUUGUCGAGAAACGAUUCGACGAGCCUGUUCAAUCCACUGGAGAGCAAUUAGACAGGAUUCCGGACACGAAAGGGGUAUUUCCGAACGGGAAAGAACAGGAGUCUGAAGAGCAAGGAGAGACAAGUCGACCUACUACAGCAAUUGCAGUCGCUUCUGCCAAGCCUUUACUGUCCAAGGAAAACAUGACGAUUGCUCAGCCACCUAGCAAAAGCAAGCGCUCGUAUGCUCAGCUUGGGGAUAAAAAACCGUCGGCGUGUUUGGGAAACAUGGAGCCUGAGAAGCGUUCAAGCAAACUCAUGAUUCCGGGACGGUCGAGAGCGUUGUCAAGUCCUACUGCACAACCUCAAAUCAAAGAGCAGCUAAUCACUGUCGAGAUGACUCCUCGGACAGUCUCCGCGCUUGAAGUCGGCACGCCUACGCCGACGAAUAUUUACGACGUGAUUCGCAAUUACGAGCAGAAGCUGGCAGCUACUACUUCGACACUGGCGACCGCCGAGGAGACCAAGCUGGUAGGGGACGAGCCUAACGUUGCAUUCGACAGCACCGGUGAUACUGGGCCGGGCCUUGAGUCGACAUCUGGAACCGAUGGAGAGGUGCUGGAAGGCAGCGGCGUUGGUGGCGGCAAACGGAAGAAGCUGCGAAGUUUUAGGAAGGGCCGCGCUCUUGUUCCUCCACAACUGACCCUCGUCACCUCGCCGCCGUCGAAAUCAGCCGCGAGGAAGACACCGAUUUUGGAGGCAGACGACGCCGAAGAGCCGCUAUCGCCCACGGGCUCAGCCGACUCGUUUCAUAGUGUGAAAUCGCGACAUUCGCCUGUGACGCCCGUCCCGCGAUCUCCUGCUUCGGAUGUUUCCCCAACGAGGUUUCCGUACCCUCACGACAACAUUUUAAUCCCUAAGAAGCCAUGGCACUAUCGAGACGUCUCCGAUCUGACUGUCACUCCCGAAACCCGUCGCACCUGGGAUGCGAUCUCAUCAAUUACCGACGACAGUUCGCUGGAAAGUGCGGCAACUGCACCGGACAUGCCAUCGGAGGCGGUGGAACAACCGGGCAAGACUGCUCUGUCCGAGGAUGAAGCAGCUACGACGGCAGCCCCGCGACGCCCGUACAUCCGCCACCGGGCCACUCCUAGUAGCAUUUCGGUCGGACGCAACGGCCUGUCCCCGCUGCCACCCCCGGCCAAUCUUUUUGCGCCUACGACCACCGCCACUAGACGACAGCCGUUUCUCCGCAGUCAAUUGGAGAUCGUCCGCAGAAUCCCUAUGGCCAUUGUGUCAAAGACUUGCGAGAUGCUUCUCGGCCCGCCCAGCCACUUGAUUGCUUUGAUGCUGCAGGUGGCCGCCAAGAUUGCCGCCGGGCAAUGGCGCGGCAUGAUGUUUGGUUACGGCGAGGGCGGGGAGACUAUUCCCGUGCAGUGGGACUACUCGGAUGAUGAGUACAGCAGCUGGGGGGAAGAUGACGACUACUAUCUUAGUCAGGUUGAGUCGUCAUGUGCAAACAGCGUGAUAGGCUCCGAUGACCGUGACGACGAGGCGGCGGACGAUGCUGCGGACGGCAACGGUCGUGGUUGGGAAGUUGACUGA